Messenger RNA from Suncus etruscus (white-toothed pygmy shrew), 447 nucleotides. It is a transcript of the gene CDC42EP5, whose product is annotated as CDC42 effector protein 5. NCBI's taxonomy places the organism in Eukaryota, Metazoa, Chordata, Mammalia, Eulipotyphla, Soricidae. The transcript has a single exon. Bases 1 to 447 code for a protein of 148 amino acids. The record is from RefSeq and is a predicted model, not a curated record.
AUGCCGGGGCUGAAGCAGCUGGGCCCGGUGCCACAGCAGCCCAAGAAGCGACUGGAGCGUGGGGCCCUGUCCAGCGCGUCCAUCUCGGCCCCCCUAGGCGACUUUCGCCACACGCUGCACGUGGGGCGCGGCGGUGACACCUUUGGGGACACCUCCUUCCUGGGCCACCACCAGGCCAGGGGGUCGCCCCCCGAGGCCCAGCCUCAGCCCGGGGAGCCCCUGGCCGCUCCCCCGCCACCAUCCGCCGCCGACCCACUACUGACCUUCCACCUGGACCUUGGGCCCUCCAUGCUGGACGCUGUGCUGGGCGUCAUGGACACGGGGCACCAGGGGGUCACGGCCCAGCCCCAAGGGGACCCCAGAACCGGCCUGCCACCUUCCCAGGCCUGCAGCCAGCAGCGGGAGCCGGAGCUGGAGCCCCACCAGCACAGCGUGACCAGCCUGUAG